Messenger RNA from Cataglyphis hispanica, 3113 nucleotides. RefSeq names its product probable ATP-dependent RNA helicase CG8611. The transcript is spliced from 9 exons. Gene Ontology annotation, molecular function: RNA helicase activity; ATP binding; nucleic acid binding. Gene Ontology annotation, biological process: ribosome biogenesis. The coding region runs from base 103 to 2964 and encodes 953 amino acids. Gene Ontology annotation, cellular component: nucleus. NCBI's taxonomy places the organism in Eukaryota, Metazoa, Arthropoda, Insecta, Hymenoptera, Formicidae. The record is from RefSeq and is a predicted model, not a curated record.
UCCGCACGUGCUCAACGUGAUGUGUGUUUCUAAAUUACAUCGUGUUUUUACUCGUUGUAUCGCAAAUAAAAAGUGCUAAAAACGAGCUAUUUCGUAUGUACAAUGGCAAUUCAAGAUAUGGAUAUUUCUUUAAAUGUAACGUCGAAUCCAAUUUCUUCAGCGAGAACUAAUAAACAGAGAAGGAGCGAGCUUUUGAAAACUUCGAUUAAGAGAUUGAAAAAUCAAUCCUUAGGCAAAAAAGUAAAUAAUAAGGAGUCAAAAAAUGUGAAUGCACAAGGAAUAGAAUCUAAUAAAAGAAUUAGACAGAAAUCAUUAUCGACUAUCUUUGCCAAAAAAUUGAAAGAAGCCAAUGUAGUCUCUCGAAAUACACAGUCUCAGAUUCUACCACGUGUUAAAGAUACAAUGGCGAAGUCAGGAAAGAUUAAACAAUCUGAUGAGAAAGAUAAAAAGGAUUUGAAAUCUAAUAAAGUUUUGUCUCUAGCAAAUUCUGAUAUUACAAACGAACAGAUGGUAUCCUUUACAAAGAUAACAAAACAACAUAUUGGUGAGACAUUGGCGAAAAAAAGAAAUACUUUAAUCGAACAGAAAAAAUCACUUUCCGAUAUAUUCUCAGGUCGAUUGAAAAAUGAAUCAAAUAAAAUUGAAUUAAAUGUGUCACAUGACAUUGAUACAGAUAAUAAAUUAAAUGAAAAAUCUGAAAUAGUAACUGAAAAAUCUCCUAUCUUGAAAGUAACGGAAAGGAUGGAUAUUUUGAAUAAAAAAGAUAAAAAGAAACGUAAAGGGAAGAUUGUAAAUAAUAACAGGGAAUCAGACAAGAAUCCAAAACUGCACAAAGCAGGUGGAAAAAUCUCGUCUUUAUUUGGCAAUAAUCCUGAUGUACCAACUAUAGGACAGAGAAUUGUAAAACCUGUAGACGAACCAGUUUUUACGAAGAUCACUUUUGCAGAUCUCGAUAUUCACCCAUAUAUGAUUUCGAAUUUAGAACAAAAUAUGGAUAUAACCAAAAUGACAACGGUUCAACAAAAGGCGAUUCCUGAGAUAUUCUCAGCUAGAGAUGUUUUAAUAAGAUCUCAGACAGGAUCUGGGAAAACGUUAGCAUAUGCUUUACCUAUUGUAGAGUUUUUACAUAAAAUUAGACCAAAAUUAAAUAGAAAUAGUGGUUUAUCGGCUCUUGUAGUUGUACCAACAAGAGAAUUAGCUCUGCAAACAUAUGAGUGUUUUAUAAAAUUAGUUAAACCUUUUACAUGGAUUGUACCAGGGUAUAUAGUUGGUGGAGAAAAGAGAAAGGCAGAAAAAGCUCGAUUACGAAAGGGAUGUAAUAUAUUAAUAACUACUCCUGGCAGAUUAUUAGAUCACAUAAGGCAUACAAAAGCAUUGAGAUUAAAUGAAGUUAGAUAUUUCGUAUUAGAUGAAGCUGAUAGAAUGCUUGAUAUGGGAUAUGAAAAGGAUAUUUCUGAGAUAGUAAGUGCUUUGAAAGUGUCAAGUUCCAACAAAGCUGAAUCUGGAUAUGAUGCUAUGAAAAUAUUGAAACAAAAUAUUAAAGACACAUCAACUGAUAAAAAAAUUUCAAAAGAAGAUACAAAAUUUUGUAAUAAAAUAGAAGAUCAUAUCGAUAAUGAUAAAGUGAAACACGCGUACCAUUCAAGUGAUGACAGUGAAGAUAACAAUCAAGAUAUUAUUGAAGAAAAGAAAGUUUCAUUAAAAGGAAGGAAAAAAGAUACAAAAUAUUUAAGUACGAAUCAAGGAUCUGAUUCAAAAUCGGAAAAUGCUCAAAACAUUGAGCAAGAUUGCAAAAAUGUAAAUCAAUCAAGAAGGCAGACAAUUUUAUUGUCCGCGACUUUGACGCAAGCUGUUGAAAAAUUAGCGGGCCUCGCGAUGCACAAUCCGAUCUUUGUUGACGCGGCUAAAGAGAAUUUAGAAAUGAGCGGAGGAGACACCAGCGAGAUCAACGAAGAUCUUAUAGUUCCACAAAGUGUAAUUCAGAGUUACAUAGUCACUCCGCCUAAAUUAAGAAUGGUCACUCUGAGCGCUUACAUCGCCAGUAGAUGUCAAAUUCCUGGGGAGCAUAAAAUAGUGAUCUUUAUGGCCACGCAAGAUAUGGUGGACUACCACAUCGAAAUUUUGUCCUCUGUCCUUACAAAACCAAUGGAUGACGAUGACGAAGACUCCGAUCCGCUGGUUGAUGUAGAAUUCUUCAAACUACACGGUAACAUGACGCAGAAGGAAAGGACGGAGGUCUUCAAAACUUUUAGUCAAGCGAAGAGUGGAGUACUACUGUGCACGGAUGUUGCAGCGCGAGGAUUAGAUAUGCCGAAGGUAGAUUGCGUCGUUCAGUAUACGGGACCAAUUUCGGCUAGGGAUUAUGUUCAUCGAAUCGGUAGAACAGCGCGAGCAGGAUGCUCCGGCGUGUCAACAAUUUUUCUGACGCCUCCAGAAAUCGAGUUCGUGCGGAUGCUCGAGUCAAGGCGCAUCAGAAUCAAGCAGCAGGAUAUGAACGAUGUCUUGGACAAGCUACUGGGGCCUCUUUCCAAGCAUAACUCCGUGCAAGCGGCAGCUGUCGCCCUCCAAAACGAUUUUGAAAAUUUAGUACUGGAGGAUAAGCAACUUGGCGCGAAAGCAUGCAAAGCGUACGUUUCGUGGAUGCGUUUUUAUUCAAGUUACCCGCGCGAUAUGCGCGAGAUAUUCAAUCGAAAGGAACUUCAUUUGGGUCACUAUGCCAAGAGUUUUGCGCUGAGGGAUCCGCCGAAACGAAUCGGCGGGAUCAGUAAAAAGCUACGCGAGAAAGAAAGUUUGAAGCCUAAGCAUAACAAUCGCCUACACAAGCCAUCCGACGGGGUGCCGCAAAAGGAGCAGAGAAAACAGAACGGCGACGGACAAAGAACGGGGUUGUUGAAGAGGGCGAGGACGCUUAACAUGUCCGAAUACGAUAGCGGCCUCGGAUCCGUGAAGAAGCCAAAAAAGUAAUCCCGUGUUUCUAUUCCGUGUCUCGGGACUUAGAAUAAUGUAAACAGAAUGAGAUUUCAUGUUUACGAUCGCUUGUAAAUAAGCACCUGCAUGUUUCCCAUGUAUUAAAUGAUUUGUUUUAAAUAUAUCGAUUAAAAAUUUUUACGUAA